UUGUCACAUUCUUUGUGUUUAUUUUUAUUUUUCACUAUAACGUCAUCUAAAACAAGUGUCAGAUGUAUAUUUUUAAAUCGUUUAAUCAUUUCAUGAUUAAAAUAAAGCCGUUAACAUGAACUAACCAAAAAUAUGUGUAAAAUAAAUAAAAUAAAUCUACUUUUAAUGCGGUUUAUUUUGCCGGAUAUUCUACAUGUCCAGUUGACAGGUAAAGUGGAGUCCUUCCUUCCUAACUGUGUACUGUAUUUGUUUAUAAAUGUACCUAAUAAAGUGGUCGGUUGAUUCUGUUGAAACACGUGUACUUUUAGCUGCUCAGCGCCUGUCAAUUUUGCUUCGUGAUUCUUAUUUGCCGAACCUUUUCGGAACUGUUUGGCCUCCAUAUAAGGGGCGAAGUCGUUCAUUCUGACAAUUGCUUUUAUUUAAAAACGACACGGGGACUGCAGUUACAAUUGUGUCCACUAGAGGGUACUGUUGAAUUAACUACGAUCAACGGGAUAGGCGCAUACGCUUGUGGAGCUCCCGGUUGACUCUAUUUCAGUCAUAUGUGUCAACAAUAUGCAAACGACAUUAAAAAAAGAUAUUUGACAAUAUAUUCCGGGGUUCCGCCAUUAUUUCCAAUAUAUAAAUUGGCCAAUUAUCAUUAUCAUUUCAGUUAAAAAUAAUCUGAGAGGAAAACCUCUAAAUUAAUGCAAUAAAUAUUACAGGACUCUUGAAAAUAUAUCUGUGGCCUCUUCCAAAUGGUCAAAAUAGAGAACAGGUAAAGUGGACACCUAAACCGAGUUGCAGGCUGAUCCUCAUAAUCUUUGUUGGAGGAUUAAAACACAAGGAGGAUUGCCUGAGUUCCAGACAUGAAGCUCCAGCCAUUCAGGUGCCUAUCCUCCCCCCUACUUUUGUGAAGGUUUAUCAGUUUGCAGCAGUGGUACCAAAUUGAAGGCAACGUGUGUCUCGUUAGAAGGAAAGAUAUUCACAAAGCGACAACUGCCUUCACCACAUCGUCAUUAACCUUGAGCUUCAGCAGGCAACAUCUCAUCUGCUGGCGAGAAUGCCGUCAUUCCAGAGUUCUAGUAAGUGGCGCCUGUCAGAGGUUCUGGGCCAGCGGAGACGACUGUUAGGCCUUGGCGCUCUGCUGGCCUGGUUGGUCCUCUUCCAUCUCUUGGUGAACGUCUGGCUCCUCUGCAUCUUUACUAGUCUCCUGGUUGUUUUGGGAGGUUGGCUUGGCUCGCGCGCCAUUCUGGAUGCCAACAGUCUCCUCCACUUGGAGCAUUUUUUGCCCCUCGCCUCCGCGACUCUGCCUCAGUGUUCAGCCGAACACGAGUGGAGACUCAAUCACGAGAUCCACAGCGCCGUCCACAAAGCGGUGCGGGAUUUUGUGUCUUCCUGGUAUCGCACUUUUCUGCCGGAGGUGGAAGGUGAAUUUGAGCGCGCGGUGCGCAGUUCCAUGCUGGAGUCUGUGAUGGAGCUGAAGGAACGCGCGAGGCGAGUCGACAGAAAAGUUCUGGUCCAACGACUUUUAGAGCUGUAUGGCGGCCACCUGCAGAGCUACAUGACAGCCAGACACAUGCAGCUGGAGACGCGGGGAGAGAACGUUAGCCUUUGGCAGUUUUACCAGCAAGUCGACAGCCCUCAUCCGGCUGUGAGCGAUGCGGCCACCGAGCUAAGCUACGCCAGAGCUCUGGUUAACCUCGUCCUACACGUGCUUGUCCCGUACCCUCAGAUGGAAACCAGGACCGGGGGGUACAUGGUCACCGAACUUAUCACCUGCAACGUGCUUCUGCCGCUCAUCAGCAGGGUUUCUGAUUCCGACUGGCUCAAUCAAACCAUUGUCGACGUCUUCACCAGGUCCCGAAAACCGCAGGACGGGGCGCUGUACAGGUGCGCCCUCCAUGAUUCGUGGAUCACGUGCCUGUCAUCUUCGGAUCAAGCCAGCCUCGGAAGCGAGAGCCGCUCUGAGUUGUUCAGCCCGAUGAGUGAGGAGGAUUCGUCUCAGUGCAGCACGCUGAGCCUCGAGACUUGUUCCGGGAAAGCCGCGAAUUGCCGGGCCGGUCUGCUCGCACCGUGCGAAGUCAACUGUUGUUCCCUCACAUCUGGCCGCUAUUCGCACCUCGCAGAGUCCAAGAUGCUGUCGCUGGACUCCCUGACGCAGUCCGACACGGACGAUGACAACAGCGGACGCUUGUGUGAAUGCGGCCCCUCGGCCAACUUCUGCAACACGAUGAACUUAAAAGACGACGCUGAUGAUUUUGGCUGCUUUGGCCCGUUGAAAAAUCUCGGGCAGCCGAAGGCGGUCGUGCCUGUCGAUUCACACUGGCCUGCAGAUAUUGCUCAAGAAAGAACCCCAGCAGGUCCGUCAAGCAGGCUUUGCCUGAACCCCUUCAACUUUGAGCCUCCAAACAAAGCAUCGGUGGGCAUCCAAAAUGUGCAAAUUGCGGGAACGGUCAGUGCAAGGGAGCUGCGUGGCACCGGGACGCAUCCUUAUACUCUCUACACCAUCACGUUUGAGACGGCAACGUGCCACGAAAGCGGUGACCUUUUGCAACCUGCGACCUGUCACUCGGUCAACCGCAGAUACAGCGAGUUCCUCAACUUGCAGACACGUUUAGAGGAGAACCCGGAAGUGAAGAAGUUUGUGAAGAAUGUAAAAGGUCCAAAGAAAAUGUUUCCUGACCUUCCCUUUGGGAACACGGAUGGCGAUAAGGUGGAAGCUCGGAAAGGCCAGCUGGACACGUUUCUUAAGCAACUGAACAGCAUACCCGAGACGGCGAAGAGCGAAGACAUGCAGGAGUUCCUGUCUCUGAACUCGGGGGUUUGCACAUAUUUUGGAAAAAGGCCUUUUGUCAAGUCAAGAAUUGAUAAGAUGAUGGAAAAUGCUUUGGACACACUGAAGACGGCCUUCCCUCACCCCGAAGCCAUGAGUCCGACAGAGGACCUCGAGGGAGACUCUGAUGGGAGGACACUGGACAGCAGAAAGUACAGGAGGCUCAUGUUCCCAAGCAAAGUGUCUCCAUCUUUCAAUAUAGCCGACUUACAUCCCAAAGUGACGUACUGCUUUAGUGAAGGCAGCCCCGUGCUCAAUUGCAUGUCCUUAUCCAGAUUGGAGAGCUUUGUCCUGGAGCAGGAAAGACUUUUAUGUGAGCCCCAAAGCAAAGAGCAAGCCAAGCUUAGGGAGUCCUUGGCCGCGGACAAGAAGUCUUCUGGGAAAACUCAAGGUGCAGACACAGCUGUUGCCGAUGUGGCGCUGAACAUUUUGUGUUUGUUGAUGAAGGACCAAUGGAGUUGGCUGUGCACCGAGAACAUCCAGAAGGCCAUCAGACUAAUCUUUGGCACUUUUAUCGAGAGGUGGAUGGAUGUGGGAGUGGCCCACCUGACCAGCGCCCCCUGUUGGGUCAUUUACCUCCAAGUGCUGCAGGAGGCCGUGUGGCCCGGAGGCACUCUGCCCGCCCAACCGCAGCCGGAGCGCAGCGCCGCAGAGAGAGAGGAGACCAAGGAGCGAUGCCUGGAAUGUCUCCUGCAGCUACUUCCGGAGCUCGUCACAGACAUGUUAGGCAGCGAUAAGUACAGACUGAGCUUGGAAACCGUGCUGGAGUCUUUACAGGACCACCACAUUAACAAGCACCUAGUUUACUGUAUCUGCGACUUGCUGCUGGGAUUUCUGAUACCAGAGUCGAGCGAUGAUUCUUUCCAGAGGCGUCUUCUGCAGAGUCUCUGCAAAGAUAGUCCCACCUGACGGCCAUAUUUUCACCAGCAGCUGUCUCACGGCUGGAAGUCCACGCCGACAUGAUGGAUUCAUACCCCGACUGUUUCAUGUUCUCUGUCAGAAGAGUUUUUUUGCCUGGCAUUCUGUAAAGGACUGAUCCAAGGACGUAUGCUUCUUCAUUCGUCAAAUGGAUCUCUCGGUGGGAGGCGCUGACAUGGACGAGAGUUGACACGGAGUUGUUGGUGAUGCUUCCAGGCUUGACGCCAAAACAGACAGAGAGCCAGUGAGGAAGGAUACAGAGUACAAAAACAUCAUCGCUCUUAUCCAGCCCAGCUCUGACUCCAUUUAAUCUCAAUGGACCGAAGACGAACAAAAGUACAAAGUCACCACUGUCUCGGAUUGCUUGCUGUGAUGGGGGAAAUGAGCUGCUUUACAGAUCUUCAACCUCAUGAAGGUCAUAUUGAGGUCGACACUGCCUGAGUUUUGUGGCACGAGCUAACUUUUAAGUAGAUUUGAAAUGCCAAAAUUGCAGAAGCAUGACGAGGCAGAUGGGUUUUGUUUUGUUGUUUUUAUCUGACAUAUUCAUCAAACUCUUCAUUAUUCAUUGCCUUUUUGAAGCCAUUUUUAGCCAUCACUGUGUGCUCAAACAUCAAGUUAUGAGCACAACCAGCAAAAAACAACAACAAAAGAUAAACACACAUGCUAACAUUAGCUUACACUGGACACUAAAAUCUCACUCUGCAGUCUGCUGCAAUAGUCGUUUUUCUUGGUCCCUUUUGUCUCCUCCCAAAUCUGAUGGCUAACAAUGUCGGUCACAUGCCAAGCAGUAAACACAAGAGACUUUCGCAAAGCAUUGUUGUUGAUGUUGUUGUUUUUUUAGCAUGUCUCUUAUCGACUGAUACCUUCAAUGUAUUGUGGUUUUGACACUUUGCUGCUGUGUCACUUGACAGGGAAUUUGGAGGUGUUGUUGUUUUUUUUUUUAACCCUUUGAAACGGAGAGCCGGUCAGGGAUUCUUUUAGUCCUGUGGCUCAACAAGAUUUGACACACAACAAACCAAGCCUUGUUCUUUACUGUGACAAAAUGGCCUAACAUUUCCAAGUCAGUUCAGUUGCACAUCAACAGUCACACAUUCUUUUGUAAAUCCCAGCAAGGGUUGACUUAUAACUGGAGAAUUUUUGGAUUUUCAAGAAUUUUAGGCGUAUGCUGAUGACAUGCCUUCUCUGACAUGAAAGACUCAAACACAUACAAAAGACGACACGCCACACCACAUGACGCAUAGUAUUUAAAAAGUUCUCUGUAUAUAUUGUUUUCUUAACAACAGGGAGGACCGAAUGUGACAUACGCUUUGCUGGAGUAGUUCUACAAACAGCAUAAAGAAUUAAAAAAAACAAAGACUGUUGUCUUUACCUGAUUGGCUGCUUAGUCAUAAAGUGCUACCAAAUGUGUUUUUUAGUACCCGAUAAAUUUCUGACAAACCAAUAUAUUUUUUAACCCUGGACAGAUACGGGACAGUUCAUGGGGCUUUGGGCCACACUCGCUCUUCCAAAACUGGGACCAGGUUAGCAUAGCAUACGUUGGUUUUAUGUUCGAUUAUCAAACCAUGCUACUAUGUACCCUUGAUAACCUGUCACUUUUAUGGAAGGACGGAUUAAAUGUCUCAGACUUUUUAAAGAGUUUUUCAAAUCUUUCAGAUAAUAUGGCCUAAAAUCCCCCAUGGUAAAGAAGAAACAGAUAUUCAGUGAGCCUAGCUUGAUUUAGCGCACUUAUUCUGUACAGUCAGUAGCUUCUGCAAAUGUUUUUGUUGUGAACAUUAUUCGCGUUCCAUUGAAUUACGAAUGUCGUAAUUUGAUAAAGUAGGAGAUCAGUCGAGGCAACAUGUGGGCGCCUUGUUAAUUUUGGAGGGCAACCUAGCUGAGUUCAACUGUGGGGUUAAACUGUGAAUGAAUCACCAGUCUCGUUAGCAGCGACAUGGCGUUCAGCUGUGAAUGUGUCACAUCUAUUGUUUGCGGUACGAUCCCGCUCCAGCUGAAGUCAGCAGAUCGGCAGCGAUGCGCGCCGAUGCGGCUACUCGUUGGACAUUUCCAUGAACCCAUUCACCGUCACACCAAGGGGCUACAAAGCAGCUCAUUGAGAUCGUGACCUCGGUGAGCCGACCGUUCAUUUCAGCGAACGCACAUCUGCUGCUGAUCACGCAAGCAGACAACACACAGACGGACACCGCAUCGGUUAUGUCAUGUCUUCACAUGUUUUAAAUGAGUUUGAUGUUUACAAGGAUAAAUCGGCUCAGGGAAGAAAAAAAAAGCUAUAGGGACCACGUUGACGCGAAUUUUUAAAAAUGCAAGUUUUCCAGGCGCCCGCGUCAUUGUUCUUUGAUUUUCUUCCUAAAGGAAGAAUUAUCAUUCAAGUGUUUACAAAUAUGUGUAACGUUUGUCACAAUCCAUUUGGCCUCCGCGUUAACCCCUUCAUGCACCCUGUAACCUGAUAACAUGGUAAGCCGGCCGCUGUAGUAACAGCCGUCCCUGAAAGGGUUAAUGAUUUCCAAUAAAAGAAUGGCACUGGGGGGGGUGACAUGUUAAAUUUACUCAAUUUUCUUUUGACAAGCGAUUCCACAAAAUGAAGUCAUCUGGAUCCAGAUACAUUUUUGAAGUGGAUGUUUAGUCAACUUCCAGAUUUUAAUUCCUGCAGCCAUGUAGUCUGUCCAGUAAAACUUUAUUUUUGACAAAAUGUUGUCCGAAUGUCAUGGCAGCUUUCUUGAAUUAGAUGUCAUUACAAUGAGAACGUGGACCUCAGGAAGUUUCCAGUUGAGUGUUUUCUGUAAACUGGAUGGAGACUGUUAGUUCUCAUUGUAAUAGGUUCCACAAUAAGACUUUGAGGCUUACACCAUUCCAAAUUCCAAAACUUUUCUGGAACCAUUUGAAGAUGUCCCCCCCCCCACCCCUUUUUUUUAAGUUGUCUUGUCCAAUUAAUGCCAUUGAACCUGCAACAAGAUUUGACUGUGAACUCGGGCAACAGGCCAUUGGGGGAAACAAACAAAUGUGUCGAUUGGCUGCCCUCCAAGUUCUCCCUCAUCUGUUCUUAUGUAGGUCAGACGACUCAGCCCUUGGUGAUAUAUCGACACUUCUCUCAAAAAUGUGACUCAAAAAUAAGGGAAAAAAAAAUGAAAGCUACAAUGUUUUAUGUCAGCACUCCAGACAUUUCUCACGGUUGGUGUCUGCAUGCAGACGCAGCUCCCCUGAUCCAUAUAUGCUUGAUAUUUUAGUCAAGAAACCUCAACCGAGAGGGUGUCUAAGAGCAUCGGUAAGAAGAGGCGCUUUUUUUUUCAACUUUUAGGCUUUCUCGUUGAUCUGCGCAGAAGCAGUGUACCGGUCAUUAAUCACGGAAAUGUAAAAUGUCCAACUUUUCAUUCAAAGCUUUAUUUGGAAUAAAUAUAUUCAAAGACAUUUCAAUUGUGUGUUAAAAAAAAAAGAUUUGAAAAUAUUUACAUGAAAUUUUGCACAGAGCUGAAUAAAUGUAUACAUAGUAUACAGCGCAGCCCAUAUAAUCUUGUUUCUUUUGCUGUACAAAGUGCAAAAGUUGAUACGAUUAAAAAAUAGAAAUCAAAGUCUGACGCUAAAAGGAUCCAUCCCGUGGCGGGAUGUUGUAUUGGACAAGGUGGGCCUUUUUUUUUUUCUUUUUUUUACAAA
Hippocampus zosterae (dwarf seahorse) is the source of this 7378-nucleotide messenger RNA. Its product is annotated as sorting nexin-19-like. Gene Ontology annotation, molecular function: phosphatidylinositol binding. The record is from RefSeq and is a predicted model, not a curated record. Bases 1043 to 3724 code for a protein of 893 amino acids. The transcript has 16 exons. Lineage: Eukaryota; Metazoa; Chordata; Actinopteri; Syngnathiformes; Syngnathidae. Gene Ontology annotation, cellular component: early endosome membrane; intracellular membrane-bounded organelle.